This is a messenger RNA of Aspergillus wentii DTO 134E9, 1852 nucleotides long. RefSeq lists its product as uncharacterized. The coding region runs from base 26 to 1693 and encodes 555 amino acids. The transcript has 2 exons. The record is from RefSeq and is a predicted model, not a curated record. NCBI's taxonomy places the organism in Eukaryota, Fungi, Ascomycota, Eurotiomycetes, Eurotiales, Aspergillaceae.
CAUUUGAUAUCCAUCAAAAGGCAGAAUGCCGCAAUGGCAGAACUGGGAUACAUUUGAUCCCCUCGUCCAUGAGGGACUGGAUUUUGACCUUUCGGACCCUAAUUUAUUUGACUUCGACCCGUCAUGCGCUGAGCAGGAUCCUUACACAGAGCUUCAUGAUCAGUUUACUUCGCCGCCUGUCUUCCAGGAUAGUCUAGCAGAAAACAGCCACAGUCUCCCUGGCUCCGUGCAUUCUCUCGGCCAUGACUCCACGGCGUCAUGGUCGUCGCAUGUCGACCUCCAACCUGGUCUGCUGGCAAGUAGUAAUCCAUGCCAAUCUGAAUCUCAGCAUGAGAUGAACGACCAGAUUGGCAAUAUCCCACAGUAUCACUCUAGUCUCCCACGACGGAGGAGUCGAUAUUUCAUCCCCAGAACGGAGGAAUCAGCAGCGCCCAUCUUCAUCCCCAACGCCACAGAUACAGAGCCAGCACUGGAUCCCAUGCAGCGAUGGCAGGAAUCGCCUCCAGAAGACGAACCUGCUUCCAUGGCGGCCAUUAUGGACGCCGUCAAGAAUAACCCUGCCCAGCGUCGACAGACGCGCAAACCACCACCGAAGAAAAACGACGCAUUCCGCCACUAUCGCCGCCCGCCAUCAACGACAAGUGGUGAGUCAAGUGGUUCAUCACGACAAUCUGCCAACUCGGCUGCGUCGCAGUCUCCGUCGCAGGAACUAGCUGGUGCACGUAGGACACGAAACCGCGUCAGCAGAGCAAAACCCAAACCUGAAAGCACACCAGCAGGCGAUAAACGACGCAUAUUCUGCUGUACAUUCUGCUGCGACAGAUUCAAGAGUAAAUACGACUGGUCGCGACAUGAGAAAUCGCUGCAUCUCAAUCUGGAAGAGUGGAUAUGCGCGCCUCACGGGGCGAGUGUGUUCUCACCUGCCACGCAUCGACGACACUGCGCGUAUUGCAAUGCGUUGGAUCCGAGCGAGGAGCAUUUAGAUAUGCAUAACUAUACAGCAUGUCAAGGGAAGAACGAGACUGGGAAUCGCGCAUUCCGGCGAAAAGACCACCUCGUGCAGCAUCUACGAUUAGUGCAUCAUCUCGAUACGAUGCCGUUACUUGAUGAUUGGAAAGUGACGAUGCAGUCUAUAACUUCUCGGUGUGGAUUCUGCGAUGCUUCACUGACAAGUUGGGAAGAACGGAUCGAUCAUCUGGCAGCGCAUUUCAGAAAAGGUCUUACGAUGAAAGACUGGAAAGGCGAUCAUGGUUUUCCGCCGUCCAUCACGGCGAAGAUCACGAAUAGUCUGCCGCCAUAUCUGAUCGGGAAUGAGUCGCAGUCUAUGAUUCCGUUUUCUGCUACGAAUGCGGAUGUGCGGGAUCAUUUUGCGCAGAUAUCUUCUCGAGCUGCUUGGGUUGAAGGUGAACCAACUGAGACAGAGAAGAAAAAAGAAAAAACUCUCACUCCCAUUCAAUCAAACCCGACAAUGUCGCAGUUGAGCAGCUUCACGGAAAUCCUCACCCUCCAUCUCAGCCACUACGCGCGCGAGAAAAUCCAACACGGAGUCAUACCAACCGAUGAAAUGUUUCAGCAGGAGUCACGACGGUUACUCUACGACUGCGAAGAUGAUUGGAAUCAGACUAUUGCAGAUAACGAAGAGUGGCUAGCGGCAUUUAGACGGUUGCAUUGCGAGCAGGAUAAGAAUAAAUAGUAUCUACUCCUGGAUGAUAUCAGUCCAUGGACUGGGUUUCUUUCCAAGAACAAUAUCCAGCAUUCCCUUCUGGAGCAGACCGAUAUACGGUGCGUCAGAGAAAUUGAUUUCCAGUCCUCCAUACCGAAUGCGCUCGACUUGGGCGAUGAAAAAGGCCGU